This is a messenger RNA of Aspergillus luchuensis, 441 nucleotides long. RefSeq lists its product as uncharacterized. The coding region runs from base 1 to 441 and encodes 146 amino acids. The record is from RefSeq and is a predicted model, not a curated record. NCBI's taxonomy places the organism in Eukaryota, Fungi, Ascomycota, Eurotiomycetes, Eurotiales, Aspergillaceae. The transcript has a single exon.
AUGACGCAGACGACGUCGCGAGUCCUGGGUAAUUCCCUCCGGUUCGCUUCGGACAAGCAGUCUGCGAGUCGGUAUAUGCCUGGCAAAUCGAUUGCUUGUUGCAUAAUGUACUCUACGUUCAGACGCGUUCGAACGCCUUCAGAUGGUCCGCUCGUCAGAUAUCGACCUUGGCGACGGGUCAUGCUUCACAGGGCCUCGAAAAUUGCCCGUCUUGUCACUGCUUGGGGCGGAGAUCUCGCAACAAUGAGGCAGCCUAGCGAUACCUGGGCAAACCAAAAUCUGAGAAUCCGGGAAUCCAGGAGCCGAUGGGUGGGAAACGGGCAAAUCAUCCGACAAGACUACCGUUCUGGCUCUCGUGAUGAGCUUUACGAUAAUGACCAGGUAGAGCUGUGUUGUGUUCGGCAGACACAGAAUUCCCCGCUGGUGCUUGCUGGUGCUUAA